AGGAACAGAAUUUUAGGUUAACGCCAUCGACGCUCACCUGCUUUGUUGUCAUUAUUUGAGUACGUUCAAUCGCUCAGCUUCGAAAAAUGGCGACAUCAAAAGUUACUUUCAAGAUCACACUGACAUCCGACCCCAAAUUGCCUUUUAAAGUUCUUAGUGUACCAGACCAUACACCAUUCACAGCUGUACUGAAAUUUGCUGCUGAGGAAUUCAAAGUUUCCCCAGCUACCUCUGCUAUUAUCACGGAUGAUGGUGUUGGGAUAAAUCCUCAGCAAACUGCAGGUAAUGUCUUUCUAAAACAUGGUACUGAACUCAGGUUAAUCCCAAGAGAUAGAGUUGGACACAGUAGUUGAUCCCACGUAUUUGAAAAAUGAUUAUUAAUGUUAAAAACAUUGAUGGCAUGUUAUAUUGGUAAUUAAU
Messenger RNA from Copidosoma floridanum, 420 nucleotides. RefSeq names its product Ubiquitin-fold modifier 1 (gene Ufm1). Lineage: Eukaryota; Metazoa; Arthropoda; Insecta; Hymenoptera; Encyrtidae. The record is from RefSeq and is a predicted model, not a curated record. Gene Ontology annotation, biological process: protein K69-linked ufmylation. Gene Ontology annotation, cellular component: nucleus; cytoplasm.